Molecule: messenger RNA, 6395 nt
Organism: Rhagoletis zephyria (snowberry fruit fly)
Lineage: Eukaryota; Metazoa; Arthropoda; Insecta; Diptera; Tephritidae
Gene: form3
Product: FH2 domain-containing protein formin 3
Biological process (GO): cellular component organization
Molecular function (GO): actin binding
Source: RefSeq, a predicted model, not a curated record
UUGAAUGAAGUUACACUCAGGUACCGUUAAAUGUUUCCAACACACAAAACGCCAAACCUCAGGAAUAAACGAAGAAAUAAAAAACAAAUAACCAAAUUCAACCGGCUGACCAAACGACAUACCGACCAUUACUCAAUAAGUCAAACAGUCAACAGCCAACAGCCAGACUAUUAGUGGAAUAAAGUAGGAGCCGCUACAUAAAUAAAUACUUAGUCACAAUGGACUCACGCAUCGGACUGGAUUACAUUGUCGAGAAUCGUGAAUACAUUUCGAAAUUGGGCACUGCAUUAGACACCAGUAAUGCCGUCGUUAAGAAGCAAGUUUUCGAAUUACUAUCUGCGCUGUGCGCCUACAAUGCCGAAGGCUACGCACGCGCAAUUGAAACUUUAGAAUUUUACAAGAAUCUCAAAAAUGAACGAUAUCGUUUCAAAAUAGUGAUAAACGAACUGGAAAAAACAUCCAAUGUUGAAUACCAAGCUGCCUUAUUGGCAUUCAUCAAUUGCGUGAUUAUAUCAGCAUCCAAUCUACAAGAACGUAUUCGAAUACGCAAUGAAUUUAUCGGUUUAAAAGUGUUGCCGCUAUUAAAUAAUUUAAGAAAAGUCGCACAAAGUGUGGGAGAUAUUAUUGUGCAAUUGGACGUAUUCGACGAACAGCGAGAAUGCGACGAAGCUCAGAGUCUACAGGGCCCAAAUGGCAUCAACUUGAACUCACAUCUUGAUGUAUUCUAUGCGAUAUUGCGACAGGUGGCUGACACGCCACAGGAAGUGCCAUUUUUAAGUAUAUUACAACAUUUAUUACGUAUCGAUCCCAAAGAGGCCAUCAGCGAUGUAAUCUGGGACACUACGGAGAAGCUAGUACAUCGCGCUACACUGCUGGAGAAUCAUGAGGACUCGGUGAGGCUAUUGCGCUCCCCAAGCGUACAAAAAUUCUCUUGUCCACAUUGUCGUGGUGACGCCACCAGCCCUAGUCGCAAAAAUACCGCCUCACUUUCUACCUCAGCUUCAUCGCAGCUACACAAUGGCCCGCUGUCACCAAUUUCAUCGCCACCACCGCCGCUACCACCACAACCCUCACAGCAACAAGCAACAACAUCGACGCCAGCAGUGCACAACGUGGCUACACCUCCGCCCCCCGCGCCGCCGCCACCAAUACCACCACCUCCAAUGAAUGGACUCAUUGGUGGAGCACCACCACCGCCACCCCCGCCCAUCAUGAACGGCAACUGCCUUGUAGCACCGCCCGUACCACCACCAGUACCCGGUGCUCCACCACCACCGGCACCACAACCGCCAGGCUCAGCGCAUUUGCUCAACCACCAUGCGCAUCCCACACGUCCCGUUACGCCAGAUAUGAGCUUGAAUGGUCAUAAUUUAGUAUUGCUACCACAACAAGAUACGCCAGCGCCCAAAUCGAAGAUGAAAACCAUCAAUUGGGGUAAAAUACCGCCGAAUCGCGUCAUUGGCAAGCAAAACAUUUGGACAAUUGUGGCUAAUAAUCACCAAGAUACGCCUAUGACGGACAUCGAUUGGAAUGAAAUGGAGGGACUCUUCUGUCUGCAGUCCACCAGCGCCCAAGGUUCGCCAAAAUUGGGACGUGAGAGCAGCAGUAGCUCUGGCUAUGAUACGCUCGAUCGGAAAUCGAAGAAGGAAAGCACGGAAAUAACGCUGUUGGAUGGUAAACGCAGCCUGAACGUAAACAUCUUUCUUAAGCAAUUUCGAAGUUCUAAUGAGGAUAUCAUACAAUUAAUAAGAGAUGGCGAUCACGAUGACAUCGGCGCUGAGAAGCUGCGUGGUUUAUUGAAAAUACUUCCCGAAGUCGAUGAAUUAGAUAUGUUGAAAACUUUUAAUGGCGACAAAAACCGUUUGGGUAAUGCGGAAAAGUUUUUACUGCAGCUUUUGGAAGUUCCAAACUACAAGCUACGUAUCGAAAGUAUGCUGCUGAAGGAGGAAUUUGCUGCGAAUAUCAGCUACCUGGAUCCAUGCAUCAACGCAAUGAUUUAUGCUGGUGGAGAUCUAAUGGACAACGAAAUGCUGCAGGAAGUACUGUAUAUGGUCGUAAUAGCUGGCAAUUUUCUCAAUUCGGGCGGCUAUGCUGGCAAUGCAGCUGGCGUCAAGCUCUCUUCGCUUCAAAAGCUUACCGAUAUACGCGCCAAUAAGCCGGGCAUCAAUCUUAUACACUUUGUGGCUAUGCAGGCAGAAAAACGGAAUCCAGAACUUUUGACAUUCCCAGCACAGUUGUCUACAUUGGAGAAUGCCUCAAAAACAACGGCGGAGCAAAUAAAUAACGAGAUAAAUGCCCUCGAUAGUCGUAUACGUAAAAUCAAAAGACAGAUCGAACUGCCCACCACUGAGGAUGAGAUUAAGGAACAAAUGCUAGAAUUUUUGGAGGGUGCCGAACGUGAAGUGGCUGUGCUGCAAGCAAACAUGAAGGAAGUGGAAGUGAUGCGCUUAAAAUUAGCAGAUUUCUUUUGCGAAGAUGCAGCACACUUUAAAUUGGAGGAAUGUUUCAAAGUAUUCCAAUCAUUCUGUGAUAAAUUUAAACAGGCUGUGAAAGAGAAUGAGCGCCGACAGCAGUUGGAAGAGCAAGCAACGCUGAGGCGGAAACAACGUGAAGAACAGCUGGCUAGACGCGCUAGACAACUUAGCCAAUGUGGCACGCCAGUAUCGGAUUCCGAAAACCAAUGUAGCAUCGAACGUAUGUUCGAGACGUCUGAUGGUAUAUCACCCAGUAUUACACCGAAUGGUAGUAUGCGUAAGAGACGACCUAGUCGUGUGUUGCCCGAAGAAGAUGAUCUUAUGGAGUUUCUGCGCACUUCGGGCCACGAACAUAUUAGCCGGGAUCGUAAAGCAUAUGGGAGCUUGGAUCGCUCUUGGGCCCGUCGUGCACGUUCUGGCAGUUCUAGUCGUAAACGUCCCGAACUAUUAAAUGUUGACUUCAGCGAUGAACGUGAGCGCGCCAGUUCGCCUGCGCCAAUGUUGAUUAUGGAUAAAAAAUCGCCAUCUUCACCGCAAGCUGGUGGUGGCACAACACCCUCUCCCACGCAGCAAGCCAGCGAGGAUACGAAACCGAGAAUAUCCCGUGAAUUUCGACAAAAAAUCGAAAAUUGGCUGCAGUCCAACGAGAACGAUGAGAAGCAAAACGAAGAAUUCAAACGUAAGCGACGUUUGGUUAACAGUAAUAGGCGAUCGCUUGAAAACGAUACAGAUAGCGAACGAAAAUUGGAUACCUUACCAGAGGAGAAAAUUAUGCCUACAACACCAACUACUACGAAUUCUACUAAUGCAGCACAAGCUGGCAACAAAAAUACUAUCAACACUAAUAACAACAACAAUAAUAACAACAAUAACUGCACUAACAAUAAUGCGAAUAACUAUAAACGUGUGUAUCCCGACUGGAAACCAUCGAAGACGAUUGAACACACCGAUGUUGUUGGUACAAUACAGGCUAUUGCUGAUGUGAGCAAUGCGAGAGACAAAUCACACUGGCGUAAAGGUAGCCGCAAUAGCGAGCUUGUGGAAAUGGACAAUGAGCAAUCGCAAGAACCUCAAUCUGCCAAAAAUCAACAUUUUACAACCGCUGAUGAACUGCGUGAAUAUAGGCGUCAACGCUCGUUAGAAAAUGCGGAAAAGCGUGCCACAUCACUUAAGUCCAUUGAGGAAGAAGAUCGACGUAGAUCGUAUAUACAGCAACUGGGUGAGCGAGAGGCAUCCGAUAUACUACAGAUUUACAUACGUAACCCGUCGUCGAAGGAGGCAGAGCAGGUCACAGACAAUAGCAUAAAGCAAAGAGCGGAAGUCGUUAAGUCACCGUCGCCACCAGCGGUUACAACGCCGCUGGUGAAAACAAAUAGCGAUGCCAAAGUAUGCGCUGAUAGCCGAAAAUCACCGCUUAGAAUAUUAACAAGUAGCUCAUUAGAAAACGAGAGCGCUUACAAAGCCGACAAUACGCGAGGUCAGCAUCACAAUGAAAACAGGAGUCACAAUGAAAAAUAUAGUCGCAAAGAGAUUGAUGCAGACAACAUAGAAACGCCGCCGGUAACGCGACGUGUCAUCGCCACACCAAAUAAAACCUUAGUCACCAUAAAUAAUGGACUGGAUAAGAUUAAAAGCAAUCAAGGGAAGCAAGGGGAACGCCAGGAGUCUAACGAGCAGGAUAUACCAGGCUUCUUUGAUCGUUAUUCAGCGACAAGGCGCACAAGACGUUAUAAGCGUCCCACAGAUUACAGUAGCGGUAAUGAAGACUUCUUAUCAACUAAAGACACAAAUGACUCGAAUAAUGUGCGGCAGUCAGCGAGCGCUGGCGACAUGGAAAGGCUGCAUGGCGUAGGUCAAGAGGCUCCAGUUAAGAAUAACAUUCCAAUAGAAAAAUCUGCAUUGGAUGAACCCACAACAAACGUUGCUUCGAAACCACACUCGGGACGCACGAUCACAAAGUUGGAGAAAGUUGGUCGCCACAUUAGCUCAAUCAAUCAGGAAGAUGUACAAGAAGCCAUACGAAAUCUCAAAUCACCAACGAAUACGCCAGAUCGGAUAUGGAGUCCGCCACGCGACAUGAUCAACACACAUUUAACAAGUACGUCAUCUGCCCAAAACACCAGUCAAAGCGCGCAUGGCGCUACAGUCAUUAAGUUAUCCAGCCAUGAGCUCAAUGACGAAGGCUUCGAAGAGACCCAAAGUCUUGUAUCGGAUACGCCAUCGCAAGGCAAGGAGAGCACGAACUCGUCUUGCAAUGGCGCCACCGAACUCGUUGCGCCACACACAAGAACCUCCACGACAAAAACUACAACACCAAAGUCCAGCACCCCCACCACCGCCAAACACAACUCGAAUAGACUUGCGGAUCGUCUACAAAUCGCUAAGCUGCGGAACGUGCUGCCACACAAAACUCCAGCCAUCUCCACCUACUCGCAAGCGAGCACAACGCGCCGUUCGCCAAACUCCACGCAAAUGGAUCGUAGUCGGUCAUUCCGCACAACAAACGGUCCAACAGUUGCGCAGCCGGUUUUCGGCGGCGGCCCUGGCAUCACCGGCAGCAAUGCAGCAAGGCGUGCACAUUCGAUGCGUCGUCCAGGCAGCGCCACACAUCCAGAUGCAACACAAAGUGUCAACACCUCACCAAUUCAUGCAGUUCGACGCGAGGUAGAACGUAGCAGUUCCCGUAAUAGCCUGCGUUCAUCGCGUUCAUCCAUCAACAGCGGUGUUUCGACCAAUACAGUACGUCGUAUGCCGAUCGUCGUGAGUAAAACGCCGUUACAAACGGUAUCAGUUGAUUCAUCACCCAGCAAGCGGCCACUAAGUAUGCAAAAUAAUGUGCCACCGCACCUGCGCAUUACGGCUAAUGUGGCGGCGAAUCGGUCGACCGUGCCGGCAAGUCGUAGUAGCAGUAGUGGUUCCAGUAUUGGCCAGCAUGUUGUGGUGACGCGCAAAGUAACGGGUAAUGGUAGUGGCGGUGGUGGAGGUGGUAGUCAGCGCUCGGUGCAUUUGGGCAGCGCGAGUUUCAAGGAGAAUCAAACAAAUGGCAUGCCAACGCGCACAAAUUUGGCCCGCAGCGCGGUUCUAGUCAAAGCGACCAUGUCACAACAGACCGCACCGCAAUCGACGACGCACACACGUGCGAAUAGUAGCACCCGAAGUAGUUCGAGUAGUCGUGGCAUGAGCAGCUUUAUGCGACCAACAGCGUCAAGCGUCACCAAGCGAACCAAAUAGGUUCGGAUAGAGGGGGAGAAUUUAUGUAUAUAUGUAUUUGUAAAUGUGUGCUUCGGUAUGUGUGCAUUGGGGGUGUUCUUAAUCGUGAACCGUAAUGGUAAUCAUUUUUCUAAUACUAGAAAUUAUAACUCGAUCGUUGUUUUUUACCCGUUGUUUUUUACGUGAAGUGAGCAGUUCGUUUAUUCGCGUUAUUUCGAAAACCGGUUUUGAAAUUAAGAAAAAACCGGAUAAACCGGUGUUAUUUUUUUGCAUAUUUUUUUUUAUAGUAGCACUUACUGUUAGUCAAAAGUCAUUACCAAACAUACAAUAUGACUGCUAAAAAUAGAAAGUUUAAUUUAAAAAUCAAGUAAAACAAAAAAAAUUAGUGAAAAAUUCACACAGUGAAAAAUUCACACUCAAUUGGGUUCGCCGAUCUUAGCAAGAUUAAACAGUCCUUUUUCGGGAAAAACUUGAGCAAGUAGAAUCGACUGUCUUGGGAAUAACACACCGCCCGCUAAACCAGACCGACUACUCUCGUCAAUUCUCGCUCCUUGAAUUCCAUCAUUAGACGAAGCGCUCGAGUUACUUCGUGAGGCUUGCGAUACUUUCACAUAACUCCAUUCUGAAUAUUGUAACAGGUUAAACUUUUCUGUCCAAUUUGAAUACGACGCGCCUUUAAAUUUUUAAAUAGUUUCUUGAAAAUUGUCCAGA